This is a messenger RNA of Fonsecaea erecta, 1329 nucleotides long. RefSeq lists its product as hypothetical. Lineage: Eukaryota; Fungi; Ascomycota; Eurotiomycetes; Chaetothyriales; Herpotrichiellaceae. The transcript is spliced from 2 exons. Bases 1 to 1329 code for a protein of 442 amino acids. The record is from RefSeq and is a predicted model, not a curated record.
AUGUCUCAGAACGAUAAUACCAAUACGACUCCCGUUGCCCGAGGCAAGGGGAAAGCGGCACAGCAGACAAAUGCAGAAGGUACAAAUGCAGAUGCUGACGACAAGUGGAUCAACGCUGUGUUUCCACACCUCGCCGACACCGAGCCUCCAGAUCAUCAGCAGCCUGCAGACUCCCGGCCUUCAAGUCCACGAGAACGAUCUCGGACCCCUCUCUAUGAAUGGGAAAAGGUCGAAAUCCGACUCGCUAUGUUCAAAACCCGUCUCUACCGACGGGAUGAAUGGGCCCGUCCUCGGAGAGACCCUUUUGAGGUGCCGCCAAACAGCCCUCACAUCACACCGUCUCCAAGCCCCCCCGAGACGGCUCAGUGGCUGGCGGAGCGGAUGAGAACUGGUGAGUGGCCAAAUAUGCAGCACUGGAGAGACAACCAUUCCUGGGGACCGACUCAAGUAGCCGAUACUGGAUCUCAACAUGCCACGCAGGCUCGCAGUCUCGACAACACUUCAGACGCAGAUGCUGAGAUGCAAGAUACCUUGGGAGCUGAUAGUCCAGGCAUCACUUCAGGCUCAGAUGCUGACAUGCAAGAUGCCCUGAGAGCUAACAGCCCAGACUACGCUUCAGACUCAGACAUUGAAUCUCAAAAUGCCCACCGAGCUAGCUCUCAAGCCAAUUCACCAGAUUCAGUUGUUGAAUCACAAAAUGCCCAACCGGCUAACACUCAAGUCAAUGCCCCAGUUGCAGCUGCUGAAUCGCAAACUCCCCAGCCGGCUAAUAAUCAACUCACCACUCCAGGCGCAGCUGCACAGGGUACUACUACCACGCCAGCAACAGAUUUGCAGGUCACACCCGCUCGGGGUCGCCGACUCGGCCGCACUGCUGGGACUUCGUCUUCCUCUGCGACCGGCGCACCACAGACUCCCGUCCUGGUCGUGGGCAACCGACAAUUGGCGCCGGCCGUCACCGGUGCGCGAAGUCGUUCGAUCCUGGACAUGCCCGGAAGCGAUGUGCCCUACGUCCGCAAUCGGAUCCAUCCGGAACAAAUCCUGUCGCGACGCCUGUCGUACAUCAACGCGAUCCUCAUCCAAUCCCGCGGGGUUGCGCCCACCCAGCCGUGUGACUCGUGCCGCGCCGGCCGCCUCGCGCCGUUUACCUCCUGCCGCCACCUUCCAGACCAUUUCGGCGGUGCCUGUGCCAAUUGCAAGUGGCGUGAUCUGGGAAAACGCUGCUCGUUGAAUCCACAGGCUUCCGUGGCCAGCACGUCGACGACCACGGCGGAGCAGCCGGACGACGGGAACGACGGAGACGCCGAGCAAGCCGCGGCGGACAAUUAA